Verticillium dahliae VdLs.17 is the source of this 1272-nucleotide messenger RNA. Its product is annotated as DUF124 domain-containing protein. NCBI's taxonomy places the organism in Eukaryota, Fungi, Ascomycota, Sordariomycetes, Glomerellales, Plectosphaerellaceae. The record is from RefSeq and is a predicted model, not a curated record. The transcript is spliced from 3 exons. The coding region runs from base 1 to 1272 and encodes 423 amino acids.
AUGUCGCAACAAUUUGAUCCCCUACCUCGAAAGAGCUACCCCGCGCCUCCCGCCGCUGCCUCGAUCCCGCUUCCAACCUCCCCUCCCGCUCAGCAAACUACAUUCUCAUACCCUCUUCCUCCACAGGGCGCUCAAUCUGGCCAGCAUCAACCAACAACAUUCUCGGUGCCACCUCCUCAACAGCCGUCGCCGUCUCUGGCGCAGCCAAAAGGAUAUCCACCUCCGCCAUCCGCUGGGCAGCCGGGCGAGGCCGCUCAUUACCCCGCGCCCCCGUCAGCACUUCAGCCAGGCCACAGCUACCCAGCACCUCCCCAGCAACAGCCCUCGCCACAAUCGUCGCGAACAAACUCAUACCCGCCUCCUCCACAGGCUACAAGUCCCCCGCUUGCUCAGAGCGCCACGCAGUAUCCUCCUCCCCCGUCACAAUCACCGCAGCAACAGCAACAGCACAACUACCCGUUGCCCCCGGUUGAUCAGCUUCAGCAGCAGCAGCAGCAGCAGAGCCAGAUUCCUCUGCACACAGUGGCAAGCCCGGACAGCCAACAGCACUCAACCGCGACGCCACCGCCCCCUGCUGCAUUUGACGGGCCGCCAUCCUUCGAUGGACCACCUACGGCGGCCUACCCCCCAGAAAAAGGGCAAACCUUUGACCGAGAUAGCGACGAGGACGAGGAGGAUGAAGUUCCGAACCAGGGGCCGGUCAAGUUCAUCUCGGGCGCUCCGCCCCCGGAGCUCUUUGUGGGCGCGACCGGCACGUCUGCCGUGGACGAUGUCGGCACGUUCAACGGAGGCAGCUAUCGCAUCAGCCAUCGCGACAGCAACACCAUCCUCACCAUCCAGCUGGCCGUAGGUUGUCCCCUGAAGGCGAAGCCGGGCACCAUGAUUGCCAUGUCGCCGACCGUCACUCUGCGGGGCCAGCUCAAGUUCAGUAUGAAGAAGCUCGUGGCCGGCGCAGAACUCGCCCAGUCAACGUUCACGGGCCCUGGCGAGGUCCUCCUGGCCCCCGCCAUGCUGGGUGAUCUGACGAGCAUCCGCCUGACGGGCAAAGAAUUCUGGUCCGUAGGCCAGGAUGCCUACGUCGCGUCGACGCAGGGCGUCAUUUGCGACUACAAGCGCCAGGGUCUCGGCAAAGCCAUCUUCAGCGGCGAGGGCCUAUUUGUGUACAAGAUCAGCGGGACCGGUCUACUCUGGAUCACCAGUUUCGGUGCCAUCAUCCGUAAAGAUAGGGCAUUCCACGCAUAUCUCAAUGGUAGCACCCACCAGUCAUUCUAG